Molecule: messenger RNA, 1626 nt
Organism: Oppia nitens
Lineage: Eukaryota; Metazoa; Arthropoda; Arachnida; Sarcoptiformes; Oppiidae
Product: probable pyruvate dehydrogenase E1 component subunit alpha, mitochondrial
Exons: 4
Coding region: 148-1338 (396 amino acids)
Biological process (GO): pyruvate decarboxylation to acetyl-CoA
Cellular component (GO): intracellular membrane-bounded organelle
Molecular function (GO): pyruvate dehydrogenase (acetyl-transferring) activity
Source: RefSeq, a predicted model, not a curated record
AUAUUAUAAGCUCCGCCUCUAAGGUCUCAAACAUUAAGUGAUUGUGUGAACUGUUUGUCUGUUUUGCCAUUAAAUCGACAAUAAUUUUGGUUUCAAUUGUUAUUCAAAUAACAUUAUAACCACUUCUGAAACAUAACAACAAUAACAAUGCAAUCAAUUAGUAGACAACUUAUGGGACAAACGUUACGAACGGCAUUAUCGACGACGACUGGCCAUCGAUUAUCGUCCACUUCAUCUUCAUUUCAAUUAAAACCCUUUAAAUUACAUAAAUUAGAGGACAAAGGACCCGAAACGGAAGUGAUUCUGACCAGAGAAGAUGCUCUCGUGUUUUACCGACAAAUGGUUACAAUAAGACGUAUGGAGGCCGCGGCCAAUGCUCUCUAUAAAGACAAAUCUGUUCGCGGGUUUUGUCACUUAUAUUCAGGACAGGAGGCCGUAGCCGUCGGUCUUGAGAACUCUAUUCGUAAAACUGAUGCCGUAAUUACCGCAUAUCGAGCUCACGGCUGGACGUGGAUUCGUGGCGUAUCAAUGGUUGGUGUUUUAGCUGAGCUCACUGGUCGUAGAUCUGGUUGUGCCCGAGGAAAGGGUGGAUCUAUGCAUAUGUAUAAUAAGAAUUUUUUUGGUGGUAAUGGUAUAGUUGGAGCACAGGUACCAUUAGGUGCCGGAAUAGCAUUGGGACAAAAAUAUAAAGGAACUGAUGAUGUGACAUUAGCACUUUAUGGCGAUGGAGCUGCUAAUCAGGGACAAGUGUUUGAGGCAUAUAAUAUGGCAAAAUUGUGGUCAUUGCCGUGUAUUUUUAUUUGUGAAAAUAACGGCUACGGAAUGGGCACUUCAGCUGAAAGAGCGGCCGCCAGUACCGACUACUAUACUCGUGGAGAUUAUGUGCCCGGUUUGUGGGUCGAUGGCAUGGAUGUGUUGGCGACUCGUGAGGCCACUCGAUAUCUGGUCAAUUUGUGUAGGAAAGGCAAAGGUCCAUUUGUUAUGGAAGUGGCCACAUAUAGAUAUCACGGCCACAGUAUGUCUGAUCCCGGCACCAGUUAUAGAACACGUGAUGAAAUACAAGAAGUGAGGCAAACGCGUGAUCCCAUCACAUCGUUUAAAGAUAAAAUUAUUAACUCUGAUUUGGUCACAUCAAAUGAACUCAAAGAUAUUGAUAAUCAGAUUAAGAAAGAGGUGGAUGAGGCCACACUUGUAGCCAGAAAUGAUCCAGAGUUAGGCAUUGAAGAGCUGUACGGAGAUGUUUACGCCAAACCACUUGAAGAGCAGAUACGAGGAAUUACACCAUUCACUCAACACAAACAUUUAAAAGUCAAUAAUCCGCAUAAUAUUAGAUUAUAAUAUUGUUGUUAAUAUGAUUUGUUAUAUUUUAUUAAUUAGGUUUAUCUAACAUUUAUUUAUAAAAUUCGUUUAUAUUUUAAAUAUGAGUUAUAUAUAUGAAGUAAAGUAGUAUUUAUGAUAAAAUUAGAUCUGUAAAAAUGUAAAAUUUAUUAAAUUAACAAUUUUAUUCUCAACACUCUUAACUGUCCAUAAAUAAUAGUAAAUAAUAAAUGCCGGUCCAUUUCAUACCAGUGCUAGGAUUAUUCAAAAUGUUUUUAUUAUAAGUUAUAAUUUAUAACAAUAAAAUUA